Messenger RNA from Parasteatoda tepidariorum (common house spider), 2259 nucleotides. It is a transcript of the gene Orc5, whose product is annotated as origin recognition complex subunit 5. The record is from RefSeq and is a predicted model, not a curated record. Gene Ontology annotation, molecular function: DNA replication origin binding. Gene Ontology annotation, biological process: DNA replication; DNA replication initiation. Lineage: Eukaryota; Metazoa; Arthropoda; Arachnida; Araneae; Theridiidae. Gene Ontology annotation, cellular component: nucleus; nuclear origin of replication recognition complex.
CAUCGCGCGACUAAACCUGAACGCGCGAUGCGCAAAACAGAGAAACUAAUUUAGGAAAAUAUUAUAAUUUAGUCGAUUCAAAAGAAAAAAUAAUCAUUCUGAAAUGGAAACAACUGAAAUGUAUGAUUGUGAGGAAUUCAGCAUACCUUUUAGAAAAAAAGAAAUAGACUUUCUUUCCAGAUUCUUCCUUGAUAAACUAAGUUUCCAACAUCGGUCUUUGUUUAUUUACGGCCACAGAGCGACAGGAAAAACUUUUGUCUUAUCAAAAUUUCUCCAAUACUUUUCUCUGCCGCAUGUAUGGAUAAAUUGCAAUGAAUUUUAUACAGCUCAGCUUAUUUUUUCAAAAAUAGUAAAUCAUUUGUCUAAAAAGGAAGACGAUUACAAAAAAGUCACAAAUUCUCUAGACUUUAUCAUCUUUGUAAAGGAAAACCUUAAAACAGUUGAGGAGACCUUGUAUUUAGUUUUUGAUUGUGCCGAGGUUCUAAGAAAUGAAGAUUAUCUUCUUAGACUUUUUUUGAAACUGCAAAGUAUAACUAAAGUCAAUAUCUGCACUAUUCUUUUAUCUGAACUCCACAUCGAUGACUUUUUAAUUUGUGAUUAUUUAACGCUACAAUUCACUGAGUAUUCAAAGAAUGAGAUGUGUGAAAUAUUGUGCCUUAAUUGUCCUCAGGGUACCAGUCAAGACUUCUAUAGUGCCUACAUAAAUGUUAUAAUGAGAACGUUUUAUCCAAUCACGAGGAAUCUCUCCGAAUUGAAAUACCUAGCUGAAAAUAAUUUCGAGAAAUACUGUAAACCGGUUUAUGAUGAUCCAGAAUAUGAAAUCAGUUCACUGCGCUUAUGGAAGAAUAUAGAACCUACAUUAAAGGAAGCUAUUAGGUGUGUUUAUCUUCGUGAAAUUUCAGGUUCAAAAUGGAGAACUUACUGUAAAACUGAAACCAAAGAAAAUAAAGCCCCCACUUCUUCUAUCACCUCUUGUAUGACACGAGAACUACCAUUUUUCUCAAAGUUUCUAUUGUUAGCAGCUUAUUUUGCUUCAUACAACCUACCUAAAAGUGAUUUUAAACAUUUUGUUAAAAACCAGGGCAAGCAGAAAAAGAAGAGAAUUACGAAAAAAACUGAAAGAAAUCUGCAUUUAUUAGGACCUAAGCCUUUCACUUUAGAUCGCCUCCUUUCCAUAUUCUUUUCAAUUGUUGGUGAAAGAGUCUUGCCUUCGGCCUUAAUAUUCUCUCAGAUUUCAUCAUUGGUUCAUAUGCGUCUCAUGUCACGUGUUUCAGCCGAUGAACAGUUAGAUUGUCCUAAAUAUAAAUGCUUGGCAGAAUUAGAUCUUGUUUGUAAAAUUGGUAAAACUGUUGGUGUUGAUGUUAUAGGGUAUUUAGAUGAUUUUAUAUAAUUAUUCCGUAACUAGUAUUCGUACAAGAAAUAUCAGCAUUCAAUUCUCACGAAGAAUAUACCUAGCAAAAUACACUAAAAUCAUUUUAAAUGUUUACAAUCUUUCAAAUUAUGUACAAUCUUUUACAUAGAGGGGCCAUUAGAAUAAAAAUAACUACAUUAAAAAAUUUGUAUUUCUUCUGUCCUGUAUAAUCAAUACCAAUUUAUCACAAAUGAAAAGAUUAAUGACAUCAAAUGAUUACUUAUUUUGUACAAAAACUAUUUAUUUUUAUAAUUUUCCACUUAUGUUGAAGUAUAUUAAAUUAAAGCAAAUUGUGAGAUAUUUUUUUAAUGAAUAAAUUAAAAUUAUUUACUCUCUUUGCAGUUUGUUUACUUUUUGUAAUUGAAUUUGUUGUGUUUUUUCUGAAGGAAAUAUUUAUUAAAAAGGAAUUGGAGUUAAAUUAUCUUUUGGCAUUUUAAAUGAGUUUUUUCUACUUUGAACAUCACACAUUUUUUUCUUAAUUUUUCAAAGAUAAGAUUUUAAAAAUUCCUUUAGCAUUUUAAUAAAUACUUUUGUUUUAUUUUCUUACAAUGUGAGAGGUUUACAUUUACUAUUCAAGAACUGAAUUUGAUCCUUGUGGUAAAAGCUAUAAACUCCUAAUCUAUCAAAGAGAAUAUCUGGUUAUCAAAUAUUGAAAGUUCUUAUCCUUGGAAAACCAAAAAGAUAAGUUACAAAUCUGUUAUUUUUAUUUCAUAUUUUUCGUAAUAUAAAACAAAUUAAUAUGUAUGUAAUGCAUCUUUAUUAGAACUGAUACAUUACAAAGCAAAAGGAAACAGAAAUGUGAAGCAUUAUGUAUCUUGUAUGCUAUUAAAGUGUUUUGCAAUUUUUUA